This is a messenger RNA of Alligator sinensis (Chinese alligator), 978 nucleotides long. RefSeq names its product V-set and immunoglobulin domain containing 8 (gene VSIG8). Gene Ontology annotation, cellular component: intracellular anatomical structure. NCBI's taxonomy places the organism in Eukaryota, Metazoa, Chordata, Crocodylia, Alligatoridae. Bases 1 to 978 code for a protein of 325 amino acids. The record is from RefSeq and is a predicted model, not a curated record. The transcript is spliced from 7 exons.
AUGGCCCAGCAAAGUGCUGCCCUGCUCCUGCUCCUGUGUCUCCUGCCAGCCCUGCCGGCGGCCGUGCAGAUCAGCGCGAGGGGCCGGGAGGUGCUGUACCUGGCCAAAGGGGAGUCAGUGAAGCUGGGCUGCCCCUACACCCUUGAGCCUGAGGACAAUGGCUCCGGUGCCGUGGGCAUCGAGUGGAUCCAGCUGAGCCCAGACACAGUGCACCCAGACAGUGUGUUCCUGACCUACCAGGACCAGCAGGUGAGGUACCCGGGCACCCCGGGCCUGCAGCACAGGGUGGCGUUUGUGCAGAAGGACCCGAGCCAGCACGACGCCUCCAUCCAGAUGGCGAACCUGCAGGUGUCAGACACGGCCACCUACCAGUGCCGGGUGAGGAAGCACACGCUGGCCACUCACGAGGUCACCAUCACCGUGCAAGAGAAGCCAGUGACCCCGCAGUGCUGGACAGAGGGGGAGCAGGUCGAGGGCAGCAAUGUUGUCCUGAAAUGCUACUGCCAGGGCGGCUCCGCUCCCCUCUCCUACCAGUGGUCCAGAGUGGAGGAGGACUUUGCUGCGGGGGAGCUGCCCCUGGGCACAGGGCAGGGGCACAUCCCCGGGGAGCUGUACAUCCACAGCCUGUCGCAGCAGCAUGCCGGGAUCUACCAGUGCCGCGUGGCCAACAGGGUGGGCUACUCCCAGUGCCGCGUGACCAUCUCCGUCGGCUCAGGUGCAGCUCGGGUGGGGGUCAUUGUGGGCUCCAUCCUGGGGUCCCUCCUCUUCCUGAUCCUGCUCAUCCUGCUCAUCUGGGGCUUGCUGUGGUGCCACAGACGGAGGUGCUGCUGGCGGGAGGUGCCUGGGGACAGCAGGAACAGUGCUAGUGCCACCCCGGGCAGAGCCAGCCCCCAGCAUCACUCCGUCAGCUAUCUGCAGUGCCAGCAGUGUGAGCAGGGUGACCUUGGUCCCUGCCCUGUCCAUGCACUGGGGCACUAG